Gilbertella persicaria is the source of this 1306-nucleotide messenger RNA. Its product is annotated as velvet factor-domain-containing protein. Bases 124 to 1284 code for a protein of 386 amino acids. The record is from RefSeq and is a predicted model, not a curated record. NCBI's taxonomy places the organism in Eukaryota, Fungi, Mucoromycota, Mucoromycetes, Mucorales, Choanephoraceae. The transcript has 6 exons.
AUAUAGCCGCAGAUUAUACCGGGCCUUGGUUACAUUAAUCUUGUCCUUAAACAUAUUUUAUCUUUGUUUCUCUCUUUCUUUUAACCCCAUUUUCGUCUCCUUAUUUAUUUGUUUAUUUAUUAAAUGUCUAGUAGGGUACUCGUUUCACAUAAUUAUGAGUACAUGUCUUCUAGUUCCAAAGUCGUACAUUGUCUUGAUCCACAACAGUUUAUACUCAAGAUCCGACAACAGCCUAUUCAAGCUCGUCAAAGUACAAACAAUGAGAGAGACCGUAGACCUCUUGAUCCUCCUCCUAUUAUACAGAUCGAACUUGAUAAUUCAACUGCUCAACAAACACAGGAUUUCUUACAAAACCCUUACCUCUUUAUGUCUGUUACCUUAGUUCACUCAAACACACAAGAGGCUAUCUCAACACAAAACAUAUUAACAGGCCAAACAGCUUCCUCUAUGUAUAAACUAAAAGACAUCAACAACCAUGAUGGCGGCUUCUUUGUUUUUGGUGAUCUCUCGGUCAAAUUAGAAGGACAAUUCAGAUUAAAGUUUUCCAUGUUUAAAAUAACUAAAGUUGGAGCAACAAACCUAAGUUCGAUCUAUUCCAAUGUCUUUCAAGUCUAUUCUCCCAAAACAUUUCCCGGGAUGCUUGAAUCUACUUUUCUUUCUCGGUCAUUUUCAGAUCAAGGCGUUCGUAUUCGAAUUCGAAAAGAACAUCGAGUACAAAUGAACAUCUCUCGUAAAAGAAAAAUGUCUACUCAAGAAGAAGAACAACAACAGGAAGAACGUGUGUUUGGAUAUCCAAGGUUACUGCAUCCCUAUUAUCACUCGCAUGCUUCUUUGUACCAUCCUUCUUUAAGCAGACAGCCACAAGGUCAUGUAUGGUAUAAUGAUCACCGACAACAAAGAAGAAGGGACAUUGACAUACCAACCAGUCAUUCAUUACCUCAUCCUUUAUGUCUAGACAGACAACCCUUUGCUGACCCUACUAGACUAGGCUAUGCAAACCGAUAUGAUAAAUUCUAUUACUGUAACAGAACACCACCUCUGCAUCUUUCUUUUAUGAAACCAACUGAACCUACAAAACCAUGCCGAAGACAGUCAGCAGAAUGCUUACCUUAUAGCCGUCAUUUAAACGAAUCUCGGCGCAUGUCUCUUCAGUCCCAUCCUAUGCCCAGUUCACCUGAGCGCAUUCAAUUGCCUCCUUUACGUUCCAUGUUUACACCACAAGAAGAUCUAGUUCAAGUAGAUGCUGCCGUAGCCAUGAUGCAACUUGCUUCUACUCUCAAUUAAUGCCAUACGGUCUGGUUUACCU